Messenger RNA from Prunus armeniaca (apricot), 354 nucleotides. NCBI's taxonomy places the organism in Eukaryota, Viridiplantae, Streptophyta, Magnoliopsida, Rosales, Rosaceae. The record is from the annotation of a GenBank genome assembly.
AUGGCAGUGGCUUUGCUUGAUGAAGAAAAUCAGAGUCGCCGUGGUUCACAAGAAAUUCUCGGGAAAAAUGUUGCUGGAAAUUUGGUACUUCUUCCCGAGCAAAAGUUCACAGCUGUUAUACGAAUGUUGGCGUAUGGGUCAUCUGCUGAUAAGGUGGAUGAGAUUGCCCAGAUGGGGAAGUCCACUAUUUUGGAGAGCUUGGUGAGAUUUUGUGAUGCAGUCGAAACUCUGUACACUACGCCCAGGGACUUGCAACGGCUUCUACAAAAAGCCGAAGCUCGAGGAUUUCUAGGAAUGAUUGGUAGCAUCGACUGCAUGCCCUGGCAAUGGAAGAAUUGCCCAACUACUUGGUAA